Molecule: messenger RNA, 6092 nt
Organism: Danio rerio (zebrafish)
Lineage: Eukaryota; Metazoa; Chordata; Actinopteri; Cypriniformes; Danionidae
Source: RefSeq, a predicted model, not a curated record
AGUGUUUUGGUGUGACGCGAGCACAUGCGCCGCUUAUCGAAUCAUCACAUUACAUCCCAUCACAUCGCAAUCAUGCAGAAAACACACAACUACACUCAUAAUUUAGUGCAAUCUGUAUGUGUGUGUUAUCAGUAGGGAUGCUGUGCCAUGCGUAUGACUGGAAAUGUGCGCUCUUCUGUUGUUAUGCACCUGAAGUCUUCACGCGAGACUUGCAGAACUGUGUUGGAGUUAUGAGUGAAUGAUGGGUCAAAAUGCAAGCUACACUCAAUACGGGUCAUGGAAAAUCUAGAAAACUCGUCAGAUUCCAAGGAGACUGUGUCUCCACUAAACAAUUCAGGGUUUAAACUGAACAGCACCAUCUCUCAUCGUGAUGGCAAAAAUAUGGGAUUUGUGCUGGUGCAUGCAGGGGCAGGGUAUCAUUCUGAAUCCAAAGCCAAGGAAUACAAACAUGUGUGCAAGAGAGCUUGCCAGAAAGCUGUGGACAGGCUCAGAGCGGGAGGAUUGGCACUCGAGGCAGUGACAGCAGCUCUUGUAGAGCUGGAGGACUCCCCAUUCACUAAUGCGGGCACCGGUUCCAACCUGAACCUCUCGGGUGAGGUUGAGUGUGAUGCCAGCAUCAUGGAUGGCAAAUCCUUAAACUAUGGAGCCGUUGGAGCCUUGAGUGGAAUCAAGAACCCGGUGCUGGUAUCCAGAAGACUAUUAAGUGAAACUCAGAAGGGGAAGCUAUCAGCUGGCAGGAUUCCUCCAUGUUUUUUAGUGGGAAAAGGAGCAGAGCAGUGGGCCAUCAGCCAUGGUAUCCCAGCAUGCCCUACAGAAAAGAUGACCACCAAGUUCAGUUUGUCAGGAUACAAGAGAAACAAGAGGAAGAUGGAGCUGGCGGAGCAGGUUGAGACUAAGAGGAGAAUACAAUCGUGUGGACAUGAGAAUGACUUUGGCUGCUUGGAGCCGGUGGAAGGUGAGGAGAAUAACUCGGCCUGUCUGGAUACGGUUGGUGCAGUCGUUGUGGACUGGGAAGGGAAUGUGGCAGCUGCGGUUUCCAGCGGAGGUCUGGCUAUGAAACACCCGGGUCGAGUGGGACAGGCUGCUCACUAUGGAUGUGGCUGCUGGGCUGAAAACGCCCGUGACGUCAGCCUUUACUCUACAGCUGUGAGUACCUCAGGCUCUGGAGAGCAUCUGAUUCGCACCAUGUUGGCCAGAGAGUGUUCAACCGCCAUGCAGGCUGAAAACGCACACCAGGCCCUUCUGGAGGCUAUGCAAAACAAAUUCAUCAGUUCGCCGUUUCUGGCUGGCGAGGACUGUGUUCUGGGUGGGGUGAUUGUUCUGAGGUGCUGCACAUGUGGAGAAGCCCAGCGCUCUGAAGACAUCCAGGCUCUGCUGGUGGAGUUUCUAUGGAGCCACACCACAGAGAGCAUGUGUGUGGGAUACAUGUCUGCUCAGGACAGUAAAGCCAGGACGCACAUAUCCAGACUUCCUCCUGGAGCAGUGGCCGGACAGUCUCUGGCGAUCGAAGGUGGAGUGUGUCGACUCGGGACCGCGAGUGACUGAAGCGGUCUGAAAUCAUCAUCCUCUAUUUCUGCAGCAAUAUGUCAGCGUCGAGAUCUUCACUGCGCAAGAGAUUGACGUUGUGUCAUUGUAGGACACAAUCAUAAAGGGACAAAAAGGUUGCAAUAUGUCUUUUCUUCCAUUUUCUUCUUUCUUGCACAGAUAUAAACGGUUAUUUCCGAUAUGUUAUUUAUUCAGUUCUUUUAUACAACCUACCAUAUUUUUUGGCGCUGCAUUCACGGGCACAGCGUAGACAGCGUCAUCUGUUUUACUGUCACUUGAGACAGGGUUAGCAGGGUAAUUUGCUUAAAGCAUCUGCUAUGAAAGGAGGACAUGCCAAGUGCACUUCAGGACUAGUGCGCUGCUCUGGUUUUAGUGGGCUUCCAAGAAACUCAGCUUCUAGUAUGUGCUGGAUAAGACUUGAUGCUACAUUUUAGAGUUGUCACGAUACUGGAAUUCGAUACUCAUCUGUAAUGAAAGUUUAAAAACCUCCAUUUCCCGCUAACAUUUGAGCGCUGUGGAGCACGUUCUUAAACAGUGUUGAUUUGCCAUUGUGCAACCGAAAUUACCGUGAUUGCCUGUAAAGGUCAUCGUUUCACCGAACUCACUGCUGUUUACUGAGUGUAACCACAGAUAUAAGGACACUGGAGUGCUUUAAAGCUGCGAUUCAUUAGCGGAUCUCUCAAAUGUCAGCUUAUAGACAAACCAGCUGAUGGACAUGACUUUGAAACGCUCCAGUGUCCCUGUAUUUGCGAUUACACUCAGUAAACAGCAGUGAGUUCGGUGAACUGAUGACCUUCACGGCCAAUCACAGUCAUUUCUGUUGAGCACGUGAACACAAUGGCAAAUCAGUGAUGUUUAAGAACAAGCUCAACAGUGCACAAAUGUUAGCUGGAAAUGGACGUUUUUAAAAUUUCAGUGCCAAUUGGUAUCGAAUUCCAGUAAUUCGAAUUCGUGAUAACCCUACUCCAUUUCUAUUCCUCCAUGAAACAAUAUGCACCAUCCUUGUCAUUGUAAAUAAGCUAUGGGUUGUUAAAAACAGGGUGGUCAUUGAUGUAGCUUUUAGUUUAGGAUUUUUUUUUUUUUGGCUCAUGUGACGUUUAAUAUUACUUUUAUAUAGCCGAGAUGCUCGUUUUGUGCAGAAGUUCAGUUUAGUAAUUCAUAAUAAAGUUUGAGUGGAGAUAUUUGACACGUGUGCUUGAUGUGAGUCGCAAAUGCGUAUAUGGAGUAUGGAAAACGGGAUAUAAUCCUUAUUGAAAUGUAAAAAAACAAUUAACUUUACAUUUGACUUUUUUAAAGCUAUGUAUGCCAGUUUGGUCAAAGGGAUAGUUCACCCAAAAAUACAUUCACUUACUCACUGUCAUGUUAUUCCAAACUGUAGAACACGAAAGGUUAUAUUUAAGUGCAUCAUGGGGUCCGUUCUUUGUACCUCGCUUAAAUGAUCUCAAAUGAUUUGACGGAUUGUAUAAUUUUUUAAUCUUGGUAACUGAUCUCUGGCUAAUUCAGAUAGUCAAACAAGUUAGCAAUCAGAUUCAAAUAUGUGGAUGAACUGAUCUGAGAUCACUACAUGUGUUGUGAAGGACAGAUCUAUUGAUCCUUGAAAUCAUGAUCAGCAAUGCAUUGAUUGGCUGAUGGGACAGCAGCAUUAUGACAUCAUCUGAUUAAUAUUCAAUUAUCCAUGUAAGCAAAAUUGCAUAAAGUUCGUAGUAAACAGUUAUGAUAUGCAAAAAAUAUCAUAUGUAAAAUAAGAUAUGCAAUAACUUUCCACCUUUGUUGUGGACUACGUUUACACUUUCAUGUCAAGAUUAUUUAGCAAUUUAAUUAGUUUUACAUUUAGAGUGGAGUUUCUUUAUUAUAGUAGCUUAGACCUUUAAAGUUUCCAAAUCAGCGUAAGGAAAAACUGGCCGUUUAAAUUAAUUUUGCAUCAAAAAAGCUUUGAUAUCGAUAAAAGUGUCUGCAACUUUUGCGAAGCACCAAAUCACCAUCAUAUUAGCUGUCAAAACAUGACUGCAUAAAUUAUUAUACCUUAAAAAAAAAACAGUUGAAUAUUGUGCAUGUCUAUUAUCAUACACAAAUUGUACUAAAGCUGGUACCUUAAAACAGUCCACAUGUGUGUCUAAGACGUCCAUAUUAAUAAAUGUUUUCUUGAAACCCCUUGAGGAAAAACGCCUCAUGACAGUUUUGUGCUUUUAUUUCAGAGUGCAGUUUGCAUACGGUUUAUUUAUUUAUUAAACUUUUUAAAACUAUUUUACCAAGUGUACAUAACUACUAUAUUGUAAGAAAAAAUCAGCAUUCGGUACAUACUUUCAGUAUCACCUUUGCUUGAAUGACCCCAGCUUAUCCUAUUUACAUAAAAAUUAGCCUGCUCGUGAGCAGGUUCGAGCUACCAGAACUGUUGCUAUGACAACAACUCUCAGAUGAGUUUUGAAGCAUGAAACAAUUCUGGAUCGUGUCAAAUCGUCAAUAACCAAAUCCAGCUAAUUGAGUAGUCUGUGUAUGAAGAACAGACCCCUGGCCAUUAUUUUCUAUACAAUAAACUAUAAAUAAUAAAGGAUCAAAGUAUCAUAAAAAAUAGUCCAUACAGUCUUCAGAUGUUUUAUGGACUCAUACACGAGUCCCAAUACUUUGGGGUGUUUUAUAUCCUUUUUUAUAGCUUCCCCCUUUACAGAGCACAACAGUAAAGUUCCGGAAGUUAAAACUGUGUUAAUUUUCUCCAAUUGUGAAAUAGAUUUUUAACAAAAGUGAAUAAGACUUUAAGGACAGACCUAUUCAAACAGUUGUUUCAGCAGUUUCUUAUGCAAAUUCAAAGGGUUUUCUGUCCAAAAACACAUUUUUCAUUUAUACCACUGCAUUUGGAUAUGGCAGGCUAAUAAAAUUUGAUAGGCGGAAAUUACAUAAAAUUUAUAACAGAAUAGCUUUUGCAUAGAUUAUGAUAGAGACAUUUUCUUUUUUUCUAUGAUUACUGACAUGUGCUGGAACAAUCUAAAUUAAUUACAGCAACCUAGACAACACAGAACCUUAAUGGUGCACUUUCAAAUUUGAGUUUGUUAAAAAAAAAAAAAAAAAAGGCUCCUCUUUUUUUGUGGAGGGGUUAUGAUAACACAGACUACAUAUCCAGUUUUUUUUUUAUCACUGUCAACAGUGUUUUCUGAAAAUGCAAAGGAUUUUCUUUAAAAUAAAACCCAAACUUUUGCAUUUACAUCUCUGCAUGUGGAUUUGGGAAGCUUUUAAAUUUGGGUUAGCAAAAUCCAGGCGGAAACCCCAAAAUGGCUCUUGACUUCAUGAGGUUAAUAGUGCAGUGUGUAAAAAAAAAUUUGUGGACAGAAAGGUCCACUAAAGAGCACUAAAAGAGGUCUAAUUUUUCCAACCACUCCUAUUGAGCACUGCAAAUGAUGACUUGGUUGAGUUGAAAAUUGAUUGUAUAUAAAAUUGAAGUCUUUUGUUUCUAUAAAUGCAAGUAGAUUUAAAUUAAUCAAUUUAUAUUUCCAAGUUGUAGUAUUUUUUAUAUUAUUUAAUCCUUUGAGUACAGAGUCUUGCAUUUUUUCGCCAAUGUUCAUAUACUUUUUUGCUUCAAAUCAAAGUCUGAAAUGUUAUGAUCCACUUUUUAGCUAUUUAUAUGCUUUAAGAUGUUUUUUUCUCCCAAAUCUUUAUGGCAAGAUGCAUGGAAAAAUACUUUUGGAAACCAGCACCAAUGAAAAAAAUAGGUGAACACUAAUGCACUCCAUAUAAACAUAUAAAAACCUUUUGCAAAUUGGAAUAAUGAGUGAGUAAAUGAGAGCGGUUUUAUUUUUAGAUGAACUGUUCCUUUUAAAUAGUGGGACUUUUCUCAGAUCUAAUCAUAUGCACUGUUGAAAACGAGUCAGUCCGUGGUCGUUACACUUUCACCACAAAGUUGAUGGCAGUAGGCUCAGAGAAAGAUCUUGUGAUGAGACUAGAUGCACACGCACUUUUGCCCAGCGUCUUACUAAAUAAGUGCACUACUUUUACUAACUGCACUGUUCGUGGGUGUACUAAUAACAUGGCGCAUGUUGCUGAAUCAAUGUAUGCAUUUCUUUUGCGUACUGUGAGCUCACUUGAAAAAUAUUAAAAAAGCUACAUAGUGCACUUGGUUGAGCUCUAUUAACAGCUGAACAGUUUUGUGUGUUUUCUAAUGCCAAGUGUAGUGCUCAGGAGAUGAGACCCCCCUAAAAAACAAGCUUAAAAAAGACUGUUAGUCCAUCUUUGAAAAUGUAAAGUAUAUUUUAGGUCUGUAUUUUAUAAUGGCAGAAAAACAAGAGGAUCUCUAAAAAUGUAUUUAUUAAUUACACUGAAUCCUAUACUUUGAAGGUUAUUAAAUUGAUGAGGGUUUCUGGCAGGGCUGUUAUUUCAAGUUCUGCAGUCUAUCGUUUCUUAUGUUAAAACUCUUGCAGUAUACAAUGUAAGGUGUAUAUGCUUAUUUUAGUUUUACUUGACUUUGCAUUUAUGAUGAAAUGUCUGUGAACGUUUCAAACAGCAGAUCGUACUAACCUAUUGUUAUUGUAAUGCUCAAUAAAGCUGAGGUAUGGUGUGCA